Molecule: messenger RNA, 1805 nt
Organism: Daucus carota subsp. sativus
Lineage: Eukaryota; Viridiplantae; Streptophyta; Magnoliopsida; Apiales; Apiaceae
Exons: 3
Coding region: 1039-1557 (172 amino acids)
Source: RefSeq, a predicted model, not a curated record
CUAUAUUGCUGAAUCAUUUACAUGCAUAUUAUUAAUUCUUUAGAUGAAUGGUUAAAUUUCAUAUUGUUUAUUUAGUUGUGAAGUUGGUUUUUUAUGGAUGCGUGUUAUGUGUUUGAUGAAAGUCCGCAAUGAAAUUUUCAAGAAAUGUUGUGUGGUAAACGUUAAGUAGUGCUAUCAAAUAUCAUCUGGUUUUAGCUAGGUGUUGCCGUGUCGGUAGUCUAUGAAGUUAUUAUGUAGGUGGCAAUGUUGGACCUGACUUGAUUUGUGAAAUCUUUAGGGAGACAAAACCAUGAAUAUGACUUGGAAUGACCCAUUUAAUGAAGUUUUGUUCUAGAAUUUGAAUGUUUAUGUUCGUCGAAUUUUAGGAAAUCCUGGAACGAACCGUUUGAUUUUUUUGAUAACUUGCUAAUUCCAAUACAAAGCCCUGACAUAUCAGGGAUUGUUUCUCUGUGUUGCUUGAAAGGUUGUUGGUAUAUUAGUUAUAUAUGUUGAUGUUGUAUCAUUUUUAUAAGUUUACGUUUGUGAUAGAAUUGUGCAUUCCCUUGUUUAGUUAAUUUAAUUUAGAGGUGUGUACGAUUAAAUGUGAAAGUUGUGUUAUGUUGUCCAGGACUCGAGGAAUAAAAUUGUAGUGAUCAAGAUGUGAUAAAAAGAAAAUUAGAGAUUUACUUAAAAGAUAGGACCAUUGCACAUUGGCACCAUAGCAUGACAGCACAAUGACAUGUCUAUUUUGGUUGUCAAAUUGAUUAAUGAAGAUGUAGUUUUGUUUCUGCCACCGACAAGGAUGAGCAUUAUAAGAAACUUCCUUUUCCACUAUCAGCUUUGUUAUAAUUUUUUGUAUUUAAUAUCUAGUUUGUGUUACUUACCUAGGAGCUCCAUAUAUCCUUUUAUCAGAACAAGAAAUAACUAAAAUCAGUUUUUGAACUUCAGUUAGGAGAGACAUUCUAGUCUGAAGCUUUUGCGUUACACUCAACAUCAAAUGUAGUAUUUGCACUGCCAUUUCAUUAUAAAUCUCGGUUUUCUUGACUGCAAAGCUUUGCCAUGGACACUCGCGGUAAAGUAUUCCAGUUAUUCUCUAGACAUUUACAUACCCGAUCUGUUGAUGGACCGAGUAACAUCUUGAAGAAAAAGAUUUCACUUAUUGAGAAACAAAGGAAAAAGAAGAAUCCAAAAAAGAAUCAGUUGUUUGUGGAAGUUCCAGAAUCCAAAUCGUAUCUUGACACUGCGACUCUGCCUAUGAUUCUCACUGCAGUUGGUGGUGCACUUUUUGCCAAGCUUUUGAUGAUGCAUGAUGAUUCGAAAUCGCAAGAGAUGAUUGAGAGAAAAAUAAAGAAUGCACCUGCUGGUCAAGGUACUGUUAGGAUGCUUAGUCGUGAGGAAUGGGAAGAUAUUAAAGAUGUGCGACCUAGAACCCCCUUCGAGUCUAAGCUUGCUCGUCCUAAAGCAAGGCUUCGAACAGGAGAACCUAUACGCAUGGAUGACUUUAAGGACUGGACCAUUGAUGUGCUCACAGAUGCAUUCACUCGUGUUGAAGAAAAUGUUAGAUACAGGUCAAAAUAAACAAUUAUUCCCCUUGUUCCAGAAAAAAGAGUUCUAUCUUUGAUAAUAUCUUGAAAUUAACCUAAAUUUGCAUAUAGUAAUUUAUUAAAUAACAAAUUACGUAUUUGUUGUACCCUUUUAUACAAUAUAUGUAUAAAAACUGCAUAAAUCGGGAAUAUAUUUCUACCGAAUUUUAGUUUACAAUUCAACAAACUGAACAUAUCAGUCUCAAAAUAUUUUUUUUCUUAUAAUAUUCAUGGAUGAUUGUA